AUGGAAAGAGGAAGCUUAGUUGGUGUUCUAAGGAACGACAAUGGAGCUAGACGAUUGGAUUGGUCCAACAGAAUACAUAUCAUUGAAGACAUAGCUCAUGCAUUGUUCUACAUGCAUUACGAUUGCAGUCCACCAGUUGUUCACAGGGAUAUAAACAGCAGCAAUAUUCUCUUGAACUUUGAUAUGAAGGCUUCUGUAUCAGACUUUGGCAUAGCUAGACUCUUACAUUCUUAUUCCUCUAAUCGAACUAUACCAGCUGGAACCAAUUUAUAUGUUGCCCCUGAAUUGGCGUAUACAAUGAUUGUGACAGAAAAAUGCGAUAUUUAUAGCUUAGGAGUGGUGGUACUAGAAACAAUUAUGGGAAAGCAUCCUGGGGAGCUUAUAACUUGUUUGUCUUCAUCAACCUGUUCUGGACAACAAAUCAUGUUGAAAGAUGUAUUAGACUCGUGUCUCUCUCAUCCAAUGGAUCCUCCAACUGCCAGUCGCUUGGUUUUGGUAGCAACAUUAGGCUUGGUAUAUCUGCGUUUUGACCUACAAUUCCGUCUGACCAUGAAGCAUGUAGCUUGCGAGCUUGUUGUUCCCAGGCCCCCAUUACACAUACAUAUCAGUGCAAUUUCAUUACAGCAACUACUGAAUCAAGAAAUUUAUAUGGUUGACCCGCAUUAG
Messenger RNA from Ziziphus jujuba (common jujube), 666 nucleotides. RefSeq names its product MDIS1-interacting receptor like kinase 2-like. The coding region runs from base 1 to 666 and encodes 221 amino acids. Gene Ontology annotation, molecular function: protein kinase activity; ATP binding. The record is from RefSeq and is a predicted model, not a curated record. Lineage: Eukaryota; Viridiplantae; Streptophyta; Magnoliopsida; Rosales; Rhamnaceae. The transcript has 2 exons. Gene Ontology annotation, biological process: protein phosphorylation.